AGUGUAAAGAGUGUUUGUGGAAACAUAUUGAAUAUAAUCAAAAAGUGAAUUAACUAAAAAGUAAUUAAUUAAAUAAAUUAAAAAUCUAUAAAAAUCAAGUGAUUAAAUAUAAAUUAUAAGAAUAUGUCUUCUGGCUUGAAGUGUCGUAACUGUGGUUCGACGGACAUCGAAGAGGACAAUGCGCGUGGUGAUGCCGUUUGUACGAACUGCGGAUCUGUCCUGGAAGACUCUUUAAUUGUAUCGGAAGUACAAUUUGAAGAGGUAGGACGCGGCGCUUCAGCCAUAGGUCAGUUUGUCUCUGCUGAAUCUACUGGCGGUGCCACCAACUAUGGCUACGGUAAAUUUCAAGUCGGUUCGGGUAAUGAAUCUCGUGAAGUGACCAUAAAAAAGGCUAAGAAGGAAAUCACACAUUUGUGCCAGCAGUUACAACUAACCCAGCACUACAUUGAUACCGCUUUGAAUUUCUUUAAAAUGGCACUGAUGAGGCAUUUGACACGAGGACGCAAAAGUACACACAUAUAUGCUGCAUGCGUUUACAUCACAUGCCGCACUGAAGGAACAUCUCACUUGUUGAUUGAUAUAAGUGAUGUGCAACAGAUUUGCUCCUAUGAAUUGGGACGCACUUAUCUCAAACUUACACAUGCUCUGUGCAUCAAUAUACCAGCUGUGGAUCCCUGCUUGUACAUUAUGCGAUUCGCCAAUAAAUUACAGUUUGGCAAUAAAACUCAUGAAGUCUCUAUGACAGCUCUUCGCAUUGUGCAGCGCAUGAAAAAGGAUUCAUUGCAUUCAGGACGUCGACCGACAGGAUUGUGUGGUGCUGCGUUAUUAAUAGCUGGACGCAUGCAUGAAUUCAAUCGUAUGCCUAUGGAUAUAGUUAAAAUUGUAAAAAUUCAUGAAUCAACUUUACGCAAAAGAUUGGUGGAGUUUUCCGAAACUCCUUCCAGUUUAUUGACCUUGGAAGAAUUCAUGUCUGUUGAUUUGGAAGCCGAACAAGAUCCACCAUCAUUCAAAGCAGCACGUAAAAAAGAUCGUGAUCGUAUAAAAGAUAUUGGAGAAAUGGAAUUAACGCAGCUGCAGCGAGAAAUCGAUGAUUACUUAGAGAAAGAAAUGAAGAAGACCCAUAAAGCAGCCGUAAAAUGUUUCCCUGGUUUAAAUGCUUUCGAUCAAAAGGAAGAACUGGAUGCAGAAAAAUUUAUAACUCAAUCAAACAGGGAUGCUAUAUCACAAUUUAUGAAAGUAGAAGGAUAUUCUGAUGCUACAAUAAAAGCGGAAAAUAUUAAAUUUGAAAAUCUGAAACCCGAUAUUGAGCAAAUGAUAACUUUGACUCCAGAAGAUUUGAUGGAAAUUGCAAAUAGUAAACAAGUUGAAGAACAGCCGGAUGACUUAACUUAUCUUGAUGAUGAUGAAGAAAUUGAUGGUUAUAUAUUAAGUAAUGAUGAAGUUACGUAUAAAACGGCAGUCUGGAAUUCUAUAAACUCUGGCUACCUAAAGGAGUUAGAAGAGAAAGAGGAAAGAUUAGCUAAAGAGCGGGAAGAGGGUAAGCCAGAGAAGAAAAAGCGUAAACCACGAAAAAAAUGUAUAGGUCCAUCGUCUAGUGCCUCUGAAGCUAUAGAAAAAAUGUUACAAGAAAAGAAAAUUUCAAAUAAAAUUAAUUAUGAUAUAUUAAGAUCAUUGACCGAAGCUGGUUGUAUACUUAAAAAUGAUGCUAAUAGUGCUGAACCUAGUACAUCACAUGAAACUCAGUCAGCAGAUGUGAAGGAUAUCAAAUUUCUUGAUGAACCAAGCACUAGCCAACAAAAAUAUAAUCGAGGUCGUCCAGCUUAUACUAGUAUUGGUGGCCCCAAAGCUAAAAUGUCUAAACUAGAAAUUGGAUUGCCAGUUGUUGAGUCAGCACCAACUUUAGCUAAACAUGAGCCCGUUGUGGUUGAAAAUGAUGAUAUAGAAGACGAUGGAGAGCUUUAUGGUGAACAUGAUAAUGAGGUAGAUACAGAACGCGAAUAUUCAUCAUUAAAAGAUAUGCUUAACCAGGGUGAAGAUGAUGAUUACUGUGGCUAUGAGGAGGAUAAUUAUUAAUAAAAUUAUUAUUAUCAAGAUUAAUAUUACAUACAGUAGAACUCCGCUAAUACGGAUCGAUAGAGUGGCGGUCAAUUCAGAUUAGUAAGACAUUUGGAUUGCUGGAUUCAUAUUAAUAAUCCAGGAAGAGUAUUUUAUUUGUUCAUAAAUUUAUUUUAACAAAACUGUAGGAAAAUUGAACAAUAAUCUACUGCUCAUUAAAUUAAUCUAUAGAUUGAAUGGCAGAUUAACCGAAUAGAGUGUAUAAACGAAGCGAAUAGGAGUAUAAAAUUUAUAUUGCCUAGAAAAAUGAUAAAUAUCACAUGGGAUCCUGACUACAAGGUACACAAUACAUUUUUGCAUUUUCUAAUUUUGUCAGGAUUAUAAGGGAUAUCAAAAUACUUGAGAUUCAGAAUAGCGAAGAACUACUGUAUACGUAUAUUAACUACGUAUUAUAAUACGUAACUUUCUAGUAUAUAUAUGUCAUUUAGAACUUUCUU
Molecule: messenger RNA, 2552 nt
Organism: Teleopsis dalmanni
Lineage: Eukaryota; Metazoa; Arthropoda; Insecta; Diptera; Diopsidae
Gene: Brf
Product: transcription factor IIIB 90 kDa subunit
Exons: 7
Coding region: 124-2073 (649 amino acids)
Biological process (GO): transcription by RNA polymerase III; transcription preinitiation complex assembly; DNA-templated transcription initiation
Cellular component (GO): transcription preinitiation complex; nucleus; transcription factor TFIIIB complex
Molecular function (GO): RNA polymerase III type 3 promoter sequence-specific DNA binding; TBP-class protein binding; RNA polymerase III general transcription initiation factor activity
Source: RefSeq, a predicted model, not a curated record